This is a messenger RNA of Diceros bicornis minor, 6133 nucleotides long. RefSeq names its product transmembrane protein 151B (gene TMEM151B). The coding region runs from base 69 to 1757 and encodes 562 amino acids. The transcript is spliced from 3 exons. The record is from RefSeq and is a predicted model, not a curated record. NCBI's taxonomy places the organism in Eukaryota, Metazoa, Chordata, Mammalia, Perissodactyla, Rhinocerotidae.
GCGCAGGAUGCCCGCGGCCCCCGGCAGCCCCCCGGGAGGCCCUGAGCUCGAGGCGCCCCCUCUACGCCAUGUCCCCCCCUGGCUCGGCCGCGGGAGAGAGCGCCGGCGGCGGCGGCGGCGGUGGCGGCCCCGGGGUCCCGGAGGAGCCCACGGCGGCGGCGGCGGACGAGGGCCCCGCCCGAGAGGAGCAGCGUCCCAUCCAGCCCUCUUUCACCAAGUCCCUCUGCCGUGAGUCCCACUGGAAGUGCCUGCUGCUCUCACUGCUCAUGUACGGCUGCCUGGGGGCCGUGGCCUGGUGCCACGUCACCACGGUGACCCGCCUCACCUUCAGCAGCGCCUACCAGGGCAACAGCCUCAUGUACCACGACAGCCCCUGCUCCAACGGCUAUGUCUACAUCCCCCUGGCCUUCCUGCUCAUGCUGUACGCCGUCUACCUGGUGGAGUGUUGGCACUGCCAAGCCCGCCAUGAGCUGCAGCACCGUGUUGACGUGAGCAGUGUGCGGGAGCGCGUGGGCCGCAUGCAGCAGGCCACGCCCUGCAUCUGGUGGAAGGCCAUCAGCUACCACUAUGUCCGCCGCACCCGCCAGGUCACCCGGUAUCGCAACGGAGACGCCUACACCACCACCCAGGUCUACCAUGAGCGCGUCAACACGCACGUGGCAGAGGCCGAGUUCGACUACGCGCGCUGCGGCGUCCGCGACGUGUCCAAGGCGCUGGUGGGGUUGGAGGGCGCGCCGGCCACGCGGCUGCGCUUCACCAAGUGCUUCAGCUUCGCCAGCGUGGAGGCCGAGAACGCGUACCUGUGCCAGCGUGCGCGCUUCUUCGCCGAGAACGAGGGCCUGGACGACUACAUGGAGGCGCGCGAGGGCAUGCACCUCAAGAACGUGGACUUCCGCGAGUUCAUGGUGGCCUUCCCGGACCCGGCCAGGCCGCCGUGGUACGCCUGCUCGUCGGCCUUCUGGGCCGCGGCGCUGCUCACGCUGUCGUGGCCGCUGCGCGUGCUGGCCGAGUACCGCACGGCCUACGCGCACUAUCACGUGGAGAAGCUCUUCGGCCUGGAGGGCCCGGGCUCGGCGAGCAGCGCGGGCGGCGGCCUGAGCCCCAGCGACGAGCUGCUGCCGCCGCUCACCCACCGCCUGCCGCGAGUCAACACGGUGGACAGCACGGAGCUCGAGUGGCACAUCCGCUCCAACCAGCAGCUGGUGCCCAGCUACUCGGAGGCGGUGCUCAUGGACCUGGCGGGGCUGGGGGCGCGCUGCGCGGGGGGCGCGGCCGGCGGCUACGCGCCGGCGUGCCGCUACGGCGGGGUGGGCGGCCCGGGCGUGGCGGGCGUGGCCCCGUACCGGCGCAGCUGCGAGCACUGCCAGCGCGCCGUCAGCAGCUCGUCCAUCUUCUCGCGCAGCGCCCUGAGCAUCUGCGCCAGCCCGCGGGCCGGCCCGGGGCCCGGCGGAGGGCCAGGCUGCGCGGGCAGCCGCUUCUCGCUCGGCCGCCUCUACGGCUCGCGGCGCAGCUGCCUGUGGCGCAGCCGGAGCGGGAGCGUCAACGAGGCGAGCUGCCCCACGGAGCAGACGCGGCUGUCGAGCCAGGCCAGCGUGGGGGACGACGAGGACGACGAGGAGGAGGAGGCCGGGCCGCCGCCGCCCUACCACGACGCCCUCUACUUCCCGGUCCUCAUCGUGCACCGGCAGGAGGGGUGUCUGGGCCACAGCCACCGGCCGCUGCACCGCCACGGCUCCUGCGUAGAGACCUCACUGUGACCUCCUGCCCCUGGACAGGUCUGCCGGCCUCCCCCUGCCCCUCGAGGACUGUGCUCCCUGCGUGUAGCAGGGGGAGUCGCCAUGCUGACUGAGGCUGUGCUGGGCACGACGGGGGACGUGGUGGGGGGAGGCGAGGGUGCGCGGGACAGACCCGGAUGGGGGCGCGAGCCCCGCCUUCCUUGUACACAAAGAGAUAGAUGGAGGAGGGUGGGGGUGGGCAGCCCUGAGAGCAUCCCACCCGGCGGAGUCGUCUCUUCCAGCCCCGCUCCUGCGUUCCUAAGGGGACACCUCCCCUUCCUACAGCACACUUGAGGUUUCCCGUCCAGCCUUUCAACGGAUCCUCUGACUGUUAUGUGGUGACUGUGCGGUGGGACCCACGUUGGGCCUCGUCUCAAGUGAGGAGGAAGGUCCUCGCUGUGCAGCUGGGGAGGUUUAGAGGCCGUGGGAAGGGAAAUUGGGGCUUUCCUUCCUCCCUGCCUCGCCCCACUGGGCCCUUUCUCUACUGAGAGGGCAGUGGUUUGCUGAACAGCAGAGCUGGCUUCCAACCAGCUAAUGAAUUCAGUGGGUCUGAGGCCGGGGCCAGGUGUCAGCCCGGCUACUCCAUCUCAAAACCGUGGAAAUGUUGCUAUCCUCUUCUUGGCGCUGGCCCCAAAAACCGGGGUUUCCUUUCUGCCACUCCCUCCGCUGUUGUUUAUCUCGCUGGGCCCCGGGAGUCCGGCUUCUGGAGGGAGUGUGCUCACCACACAGACGUCACUCCCCCCCGCCCUUCCCUCCGUCUCCCUGGCUCUGAAGAGCUGUUACCAGCGGGAGACAGGAGUGGGGAGGCAAAAUGUGGAGGGCAGUGUGUCUCACUCAGUCCCCUCUCUAAACUGCAGCCUCUGGGCAGCAGCCUCCUGCCCUGGGUUCUGGGAGGGCACUCCUUUCAGAGAGGCUGAGAUACCACCCAGACAGGACUCGCUAAAGCUGGCCGAGGUGAAUGACUGAGUGGGGAGGGUGGGAGACAGACCUGGGUGACAACGAGGAACACUGGAAACGGGUGGGAGUCAAAGAGGAGAGGGCAGGGAGGGUAGAGUGGAAGGACCUCCAGAGGUGGGGGUGUCUGUGGGGGGCGGCCCUUGCCUCCCCGAGACUAGUGGGGAGGAGUGGAGAGUGGUGGUCCCCACACAUUGCCUCUGCCGGGCAGAGGAUGGUGUCACAAGCCACACCUGGAGGAAUACUCAAUUCCAGUGGCAGGGUCAGAGGCAGGAGUUCUCUCAAUCUUGCCUGACUCCUCUGUCUUCCCCUAUCCUGUGAGCUGAAGCCCUGCUGUGUGUCCCAGGGUCUUCAUAGGGGCAUCCUGCCACCACCCCAGGGCGCUGGCCCCACGUCCUGUUCCUCUAAAGCUCUCAUGCCGCCCUCUCUCCCCCAUCACUCCCACCCUGAUGUGCUUCCACGUGCAUGUCUGUGUAAAACCCUCCUGCCCUCCCAACUCCCCUGGCUAAAGUUUUCCCAGCAGACUUAGCACCCAGGGAUUGAGCUCACAUUUCAAGCUGGAGAGGAUAACCCUUGGGCCCCCAAGAUAUUGUUCAGCCUGGAUGCUUCUCACUUGACCUGAGCCGACAGAGCUCCUCUUCCUUCCCUCAGCCUCUCCCAUCUUCCUCUAGCCUAGCCAGCCUGCAUCUACUGAGGGCGUGGCCUCCACCUAUGCAACAUCUCCUCUGGCUCCUGUGCCCUCCUUCCCGGGGGCACUUGGGAGGCACAGAUUGUGGGGACACCAUGGCCUGUGGCCAUCAGGGGUUGAGCUUUACUUUGAUGUGGAGAUAGCUGAGUGGAAGGGAAAGGAGGCCGGAGAAGGGGAGUUUGGGCAGGAGGGAACAGCUGCCUAUGAGGUUUCUGGGCAGCAGUGUCCACCUGCCUGCCAGCACUGAACCCGCCUGGACCCUGAGUCUGUGCUCCUCAGGGGCCUGGCGUUUGGAGCACCCCUCUUUCCUCUGAAUGGACAUCUGUGAGGUACAGGUGGUGAGCUGUGGCCUCAGGCCCCACUUCUUGGUCAGCUGGCACCUGGAGGUCAUGCCCUUGUGUGAGGGCAGCCUGGCCACCUCACGUCUCCAAGGAGGGAGGAACUCAGCUUCUCCUCCCUCAGGCCCAUUCCUGGGACAGCCUGAGUUGGGAGGAGGGGAAGGGGGACACCUAUUAUUAUUUUUGCCUGUAUUGACCAUUUCUGCCUAGGUCUUCUCACACAGACAGCCUCACCUCCCACACACGCACAGACUUAGAGAGAAACCACUUCUUUGGUCUAUUUUCUUGAUAGCUGUAUUGAUUGCCAGGGAAAAAUGAAAACCAGAAAAUUAAUUAAUCUCUAAAAUUAAACUUUACACUGAAUGUUCUUGUUUCUCUAAUUAGAACCUCUGCUAGCAGCUGUGGCUAUGUACGUACACACUCACACACUCACACCCUCACACCUACACGUUAGCACUCUGGAACUGUCAGAGGGUGUCAGGCACACACAGACUCUAGGUGGCCCGGACAGGCACAUACGUGCAGUCACUCCCAAGCCCCCUUUGGUGCUCUGCUCAGCGCCUGCUCAUUGGAAGGAGUCCCUGGAUAGCAGGCGCCCCUAAGCUGUGGUUGCAGCCCAUGACCCACCCUUUGGAAACAUGGGUUUGGAGGUUCUGGGCUGCUCAGCGCAAGGAGCAUGGAAGAUGGGGCUCCGCGUGAAUCCAUUAGUCAGUCUUCGUGGCCCUAUGGGUUGAUGUGAUUCCUGUGAGUGUGGCCCCAGGGUGGGCAGCUGCAGAGUGACGGGGACUUGUGGAGGGUACCUGGAAAGCUCCAUGUGUCCUGGGGACAAGGGCUUGUGGGGUGGGCUGGGCCUGGCUGGGGAGAAGACAGGUCUCUGUCAAUUGGGUGCAUCACACUGUGGCCUUUCUGUCGUGGAUUUCCAAGCGCAAAGAUUGUACAAAUCAAACUGGUGGAUAAUAAAGUUGCGGAUGACUCACCAACUUCCCUUCCCAGUGUGGCACUUCCCCCACCAUCUCCUGGGAAGCUCUUUGCGGGGGCCACUGGGUCUGAGCUCCUCCUGUCACCUUGUUUCUCCCUUCCCAGAUUGGGAGAGAGGAUUAGGGGAUGGCAUGGCCAGCAGAACUGGAUCACUUAAGCAGAGUCAAGUAAUAGGGAGGUGGCAUCUGCAGGGGUGAGGGUGGAAGAGCCAGGCGAAACUCUGCUGUAGCCAGAGGAUGGAGAGAGAGUGUAGAGACAGAGAGUGUGUGUGUGUUUGAAGGUCAAGAGGUUAAGGAUCUGUUCAGGAGAAAGGAAAAUGGUAGGGAGGGUGGUCAGGGAGAUGGGUGGCCCUCGUGGGAGAGUCUGGGCGGAUGCAGUCCCUCAGAGUCCUCUCUGCUUUCCCUAUUCCUGGAGGAAGUUGGUCAUUUCAGGGGGUCCAGUAAUACCCUCUCCCUGUGUAUGGGGGCUGGGUCCCACUUCAUACCCCUUCUUCCCCUAUUCCAGGCCCCUCCCCCUCCUCACAUCUUUAUCCACACAACCCUUGAUCACUCACCCCAGCAUAUUCGUGGUCUCCUCCUCCCCCUCCCUCUGGACCAGUGGGAUAGUCUGCAGCAGGCAGGGCAGGCGCACAAAGUGAGCGAUGGGGCACUGCCCCAGCCCUGUCCCCCAUAUUAUCCCACAGGGUUCUCAGGGCCCUUGGCAGUGAUUGGCGACAUGAAGUGGCUGGGAUUCAAGGCCCGUUGGCGGGCUGCUUCACGGUUGGCACAGAGGGCCUGGCCAAUGAGGUACUCGCUCUCCUGGGAUACGUCUGACAGGCGCAAGUCAAACUCCAGGAGGGUCCUGUUGUCUGACAUGCCUUCCAGGAGCUGCUUCCCGCCAUCCUGGGAGAGGAGUACAAGGGAAGGGGUCAUUUUACAGUACUGCCCAGGAUCACACACACAUACACAUAUUUAUGUAUAGAUGUGACUGAAACAAAAGUUUCACAAAACAAUACUUAACCUAUUUGUGAGCACACUGGCGUUUUCUAUUCUAUGCUAUCCUAGUCUAUUCUAUUCCAUAAGAAAAUGGUGCUCAAAACUCACUAAAUUGAUUUUUCAACCCCAAUGGUUUGAAAAACAUGGCUCUGUGGCAGCGAUGGUAAUCCCAUUCCUCCAGUUCAGCCACGGGCAUGUGAGACAAAUCUGGCUAAUGAGAUGUGAGGAGGAAGUCUGGAGGGAGUGACUUCUGGGAAGGUUCUCCUCACUCUGAAAAAAGAACAAACGAGAGGGGUGUUCUCCUUUUUUCUGCCUCUGAGCAUGGCCCUCUGUGAGGGGUAGCAGCCAUCUUGGCACCAUGAGAGGAGCACCAGAGAGGCCAUGGCCAUGUGGCGAGAGAAGGGCCCUGAGCCAAGGAAUUCACCA